AUGACCGACUCCAUCUCUGUCGCUACCUGUGCAAUCUACGCAGUGUUCGCGAUCCCGGUGUUAUAUCUGCUGGUCCGACACGGUCGCUUUGGCCUCUUGGGAUGGCUCUUCCUGUUUUUGUUCUGUACGAUCCGGAUCGUCGGCGGAGCGCUAGCAGUCAAGGACCACUCGAGCAUCGCCGCCAACACCAUUUCAAGUGUUGGUCUUUCUCCUCUUCUUCUAGCUACAGCGGGUCUAUUACACGAGGCGCGAGAGUAUCGAAUUCAACACAUUGAUCAAAAGCUGGAAUGGGUCGCCGUCCUCGCUUACCACAUGCUUGUAGUCGCAGGCGUGGCUCUCACGGCCGCCGGAUCCGUGAAACUUCAACAACACCAGGCGCCAAAUGACAAGGCCGAGAAUAUUGUCAAAGCGGGAAUCUCAAUCUUAGUCGUCGCUUGGGGAGUCCUAGUUGGUUGGACCGGACUGUCUUUCCUCGCCCCUCGCGGGAGAACCUCCCAGCUAGCAAAAGCAGGAACAAUCCUGUUGAGUGCUAUCGCCUUCUCCCUGGUGUUCAUCGGCGUGAGGGUGUUCUACAGUCUGGUAGCUCUAUGCACGCAGAAACGCUCAUUGAACCCAAUCACGGGAUCGCUCACCAUCCGUGUGGUCCUGAGCUUUCUGCCCGAAAUUAUUGUCACCGUGGUUUACAUUCUCGCAGGUUGUCAGACACAGGGCGCAGCACAUCUCGUGAACGAUCGAGAAGAGGCUCAUUCCUCGGACUCUCAAAAGAGACGUGCCGAAGCUUGGAUUUAA
Messenger RNA from Penicillium diatomitis, 789 nucleotides. RefSeq lists its product as uncharacterized. Bases 1 to 789 code for a protein of 262 amino acids. Lineage: Eukaryota; Fungi; Ascomycota; Eurotiomycetes; Eurotiales; Aspergillaceae. The transcript has 3 exons. The record is from RefSeq and is a predicted model, not a curated record.